Haemonchus placei is the source of this 324-nucleotide messenger RNA. Lineage: Eukaryota; Metazoa; Nematoda; Chromadorea; Rhabditida; Trichostrongylidae. The record is from the annotation of a GenBank genome assembly.
AUGUAUUCUGAAAACCGAGUUAGGGAUGCUCAUACGAUCAUCGAUCUAGCCAUGUACAACUAUGAGGAGCUGAAAGAUUUGGUCAACCAUCCGUCGUACAAACUUCGGAAAAAGAUCGACUUGUUCCUGAACUGGCUGUUCCCCAAGAUAUGGAUUCCACGAUAUUCGAUGGUAACGUUUACAAGAAUGCCGUACCACAAAGUCGUAGAGGAACGACAAUGGCAGGAUAAGGUCCUUUCGAGAUUACAAUACUCUUUUGCGAGCAUAGCCGCUGUACUCGCUAUUGUGGCGGCUUACGGUGCGAGGAAACAUGGAGUACUAUAA